AUGGGGCAAGUCGAAGAACAGAGAUACGUGUGCAGAAUCUGCAGCAAACCCUGCGUUAGUGGGAAGUCUUUGGGAGGCCAUAUGAGGGCUCAUUUGGCUUCCAAGAAAUCAGCUGUGAAUCCCAACUGUGUGGAAGAAUUUGGAGAUAGUGAUGAGAGCAAACACGCCCUUACUGCAAAGACAACGAAUUCUUGCAGAGAAUGCGGCAAGGAAUUCGCCUCGUUGAGGGCUCUUUCGGGCCACAUGAGGUUCCAUUCGAUCAAGAACAAGAAGGAGGUGCAUUUGUGCAAGGAAUGUGGCAGAGGGUUUGAAUCCAUAAGGGCUGUGUUUGGUCACAUGAAGAGCCAUUCUACUAAGAAGGUGUCCAGUGUUGUUGUUGAGAGUUUCUGCCCGGUUCGGAGGAAGAGAUCCGAGAUCAAGUAUAAGGGCACUGUGAGUGCGAAUCCUUCGGUUUCGGGCGUGGAUGCUUCUUGUUGUAGUGCCUCUGAGGCUGAGGAGGCAGAGGAGGCUGCUAGGUGCUUGGUGAUGCUCUCUAGGGGUGUGGGAAGUUUCUCGAAGCUCAUCUCGGAUUCUGAUCACUCUGGAGGUGUUGUUGCAUCAAAUGUGUCUGAAUUUGAAAAUGGAAUGGGAGUUGAUCUUGUGUGUGAUGAGGGAUUCUUGAAAGAUGGUAUUGAAAGCAAUGGAUGUGAUGAUGAGUCUUGUGAAAAUGGAGCUGAUCUUGAAAUGGUGGAGGAGAAGCAUAGGGCUAUGAGCUCUGAUUGGGUCGAGCAAGAGAUGGGGUCGGGGGGAUCAGCUCGUGGCUCGUUGAGGGGAGCUGCGAGCAUGAGGCGCUGCAGCUCACUACUUGAGAUGGAUGCAGUGGCUGUGAUUUGGUGA
This is a messenger RNA of Salvia hispanica, 876 nucleotides long. The record is from RefSeq and is a predicted model, not a curated record. NCBI's taxonomy places the organism in Eukaryota, Viridiplantae, Streptophyta, Magnoliopsida, Lamiales, Lamiaceae.